Messenger RNA from Acanthaster planci (crown-of-thorns starfish), 7516 nucleotides. RefSeq lists its product as uncharacterized. The record is from RefSeq and is a predicted model, not a curated record. Lineage: Eukaryota; Metazoa; Echinodermata; Asteroidea; Valvatida; Acanthasteridae.
UGUAUCAUUUGUUAGCUACCCGCGCACCACGUACGUACGUACGUACGUUAAUGCAGAACUUUGCAGGAAAAUUAAUGAUCUGUUGAUUUUAGCUAUCAAAUAAACUUUCACCCUGCUGAUUUUGUGUGAUGGAAUUUCAACUGAGAUUUGCUGUGGGAGCAUCAUGCCACUGGCAGCCCAAAGGUCAAAGGACGACCCUGAUGACGAGAUCCCCACUUCCUCAUCCUCGUCCCAUUCCUCGCCGACACUGACGCCCCGCCGGUGGUCCCACAAGAAAUUCGGUCACAGCAAGAGACCGGCGAUUCAGCUCGCAGGGCCGCCGACUUUGUGCCAGCAACUGCAGCAGCGUGCCCUUCCGUCGACGGCAACCCUGAAUACUGAGGGUAAAACCAGACAGUCGCCGCGCAGGGACGAGAAGAAGAAAAGGAGGCGUGAGUCCGAUGCCAAGUGGCGCUCUAACCUGUCCGUCUGCUUCAAGCAUCUGGAGACAAAAUUGCUUCCAGGGAGGAAUUGUACCAAAACUCGCCUCUCCAAGGAAAUGAUCGUUCAGAAGACGGUGCAGAAGGUCCAGUAUUUAGAGGCUGUCUUCAUGUUUUUGAAGCAAGCAGAUAGACACGGUAACAAGAGUUGCUUUUCACCGACGCGAGGACAUCAAAGUCUCCAGUCAGCCAGGAGAGAGUUUGCUCGCAAGUUCUACUACAAAUAUAGACAAAAGCCAAGCACCGAAACCACUUCUGUUGAGAAAACAGAGCCCAAAGCAGUCCAGCAAGAAGGUGUCCUGCCAAGGUUUGGCAAAACCAACAGCGAGCAGCUUGUUCCUCCCUUGGUGAAAACGACAGCAACGGGCCCAGCAAUGGAGUACCCCACUGAAUGUGAUCCCUCAAGGUCCAAUGUGCCAAGAGAACGAGCUGUUCCCUCCACUCCGACCAAGUCCCUCGUCUGCGAGGAGCGAGAUCUCGACACGGAGGACUCGUGGCCGGAAACUCUCAAUCUCACACCCAAACAUAUCCCAAACAAUGCUUUCAAUGGACACAUUCAGCAAACUCAAGUGAUGACGAAUCCAAAACGUAGAGCACUGCACGACGUGGCACGUGUUCCCUCCCAGAGUCCAGUGAGAGAUCAGAGAAGUUACGUUCCUACUUCGCCCUCUCUCUACAGUCCGGAUAGACCGCUUGUGCCUAGUGUACCAAGUCACAUGAAGGUUGGUGACAGGCCGGCUAGCUUCGACAACCAUUCUGUGAGUCCCGCUGCGAAGAACGGAAUAGCAGGUCCCAGCGGACUGGCCCUCAAGGGCUCGGCCCGCUCUCCGGCCAGAAAGUAUGACGAAGUGACACCUCACUGGCCGGCCUACUGGAGUCCGGCCAAAAGCUCAGCCCACCGGAGUCCAGCCAUUAGCCCUGGGCUGGCCAGUCCUUGCCAAGUCCCACGCUGGAGUUUGCCCGGAACACCGGUCACCAAUCGGUCUGCCAGAUGUAGAAGCGUACCACCCUUCUGGCCACCAAGUCCCGCCAGUAGGUCGACUGACAGCCAAGUAAAAACCAGUGGCCACACCUUCUGCAGCCAUCCAUCCUACAGUCCUGUACACAGUCCGUCCGUUAGCCACGGAACUAAUGAUCAAAUCCGGCCACUGUACCGCAGUCCAGCCAGAACCUUGGCUGAUAAUCCAACCACUAGCCAGGCAGGCACUGUUCUCACUUACUCAGCUCUUCUCCCUGACCUCAUCAUGACUUCACCAUCCAAGCGCUACAAGAUUGUGGGAAAGUCCGUCAUCAGCUUGGGAGACACUGGGCCAGAAACCGCCCAAAUCUUGACGUCACCCGACCAAGCUGAUGAUGCCCCCCUUCCAAACUUGGAACCGGAAGGCAGAGUGACCCCAGACUUGACGUGUCAGGAAGACAUCCCUUCUUGGAAAGAGGAUGACAGGUAUCAGAAGCGGACCCCCUACGGCACUCCUCGCUCGGCCACCCAUCCCCCCUCCAUUGCCCCUAAGCGUCGCCCCUCUGCCUGGUCAGCCAAGUUUGUCAAUGAUGUCAGGCGGGCCACACUGGGACCUGGCCCCAAAAGAGCAAAGAGCGGGCGCUGCAAGAGGCUAUUUUGUGACGACAGCGGAGACAGCAUUGCUGGUCAACCGAUUAUCAAGAAGGAAAAGCUUGACCAGAUAAAUGCCGGGAGCAUGGUUGGCGACGGCAAGAAGGCACCCAGGAGAAAGUACCACAAGCGAGCCACCGCUGCCCGCGUCAGACCCCGGAAUCCCCUGAACAGCGAAGUGGGCAGCCACGUCUGUGGGAUCACCCGGCAGCGCAACUGUCAACACAAGUCCAGAGCACCCAUAUGUACUCCAUCACCUGCCUCAAGCACUGAAGCAUCGCCCUAUCGCCAUCCCACUGCUAAGCUCCGCUCCCAAAGCAAGGCCAGCCGGAGGAAGUCACAGACGCCGAGGAAGGUGAUGCGGAGAGGACCUCGGAUCGUCAUCGAGGGGGCUGGGAUGGCGGACGUGGAGCUGGACGUGGAGGAAAUCGUUGAUGUAGAAGAGGUUGAGCUGGACCGCCCGUUAGAAGAUGUCGGCAAGACAACGAAUGGUGGAGAGCUUUUCCUUGACAACAGCAGCUUUCUUGAUCAGGAUAGCAGCCAAGGCAGCCUGCUUCUCAGUGAGAUUCCCCAGCUUCCUGAUGACAUCAUCACGCCACUGCUCCUAUCUAAUGAAUCUAGCCAGUGCUUCCUCGAGGAUUCAGACCUAGAGAAGACACUUCAAUCAGAGAAAUACGCAAUCCCGCCCACCAUCAAUCGGCUCAACACAACAAAAUCGGAUGACGAGAUUGUUUUGACUAUCUUGGAACUGGAGAAGGAAUCCAGGACAAGCAGCUCCAUGCACAGCUCUCCGGACUCCAUCGGUAACCAGCAUGCUGAUCCCACUCCUGACACCACUUCUGUCAAUGUCGCGGAUCAAGCAGGGUUGCCUGAUCACCUUCAGGGCGCUCUCCUGGAGGCCUACCGGCUCAUGACCGGCAAGUCUGGCACUGCUGACAGUCCUCCUGCAGUGAUUCUCAGCCCCAUCAGGCUGUCCGGGCUCAGCAGUCUGAAUGAAAAGCUGAGCCCAAACAAAAGUUCCUUCUACCUCAUCAGCCCGGUCAAACAGGACAGUUUUUCUCUGGAAGCUGAUGACGAGGAGAAGAUGCUCCUGUCAAGUGAGAACGAUGAAGACCAAAUAACUGAAUCCAUGGCUCGUUUUGCAUCAAGAGCCCUAAGUAGCCAAGGCCUCAAUACGUGCAACCAAAAACCGGCCGAGUCGGAUCUCGAAGUCUCCGAUGUCAGUUCAAGCCAGCAGGUCUACCAGGGAGCCAAACAAGCCCUCCUGAAUGGCCAGAUUGUCGGUAAGACCCCAGCUGGCCCACAAUCCAGCUGCCACCAACCCCAGUCCACACUGAUCUGCAUUGAUUCAGGCACACCGACGAAGAAUCAGCCUCAGUUACCAUAUUCACUACCUGCGACGGUCCCAUUGGCACUACAAUUUGGCAGUCAGAAUCCCAACAGUGCUUAUCCCACUUCUGACACCGAAGUACACAUGGGCUCGUCGUAUACAAGCACCUCGCCCUGUUUGUCACCAUUGUCCACCUCUACUCUGUCAACGCCGGGACGGUACAUGAGCCUCACUCACGUCUCCCAGAGUUCAGCAGAGACCUCAUUAUCAUCUGAGCUACCCAAGGAACCUUACAGCUGGUCCCAGUCCAGCUCGCCAGUCAUCAAGCAGGAGCCGUGGGACUGGACCGAUCCCCCCGACCUACAGGCCGACGAAUCCCUGGACGAUAUGAUGGGUGACGAGGAUCUCCUGGCCAAAUACUACCAGUGCCUGGGUGGAGUGGACACGGCCAGGGGGAACCGGUCCGAGCAGGGACAAUUGGAGGUGCCCGACUGGAAUGCGGAGAAGAAAGUUGCAAGCCAGUCUCCCGGUGAUGGUAUCACAUCAUCCGCAUCACCCACGUCUUCAUCACUGUUGUCAUUCUCCUUGGCAACAGGCCGCAUCUCCACGGGCUCCCCGGCAACGGACGGUCUGCAGAGCGCCGAAUACCAGGUGGUUCCCAGCCUGUCCACCAACGGCAACCCUGCUGUCAGGCAAGACCAGAUGACGGGGAACAAAUUCGACUCUCGGGGACGGGUGGGUAAAAAAUCUGCUUUUGACACAUUUUUUUGGGGGGUAGAAACGGGGACCAGGGAAGGGUAAGGGGGUUAGGGUUGAAGGGAUAUCUUGGAUCAGGGUUGAGAUUUGGGCUGGAGUAGGUGGAGUUAGGGUUGUGGUGAAUAUUGAAAAUUCUUUAGAUUUGCAGAAAACCACCUGGCCUCACAUACAUGUACCAGCACAAACCACACUAGGAAUAUCGGAAGUCAAACAAAAGUGAAAUGGGCAAUAGAACCGUGAUUCCUGUCACCAGUAUUUCCAGUCUGUAUUACAGAGAGUGAUAUCCGAGUGUGGAGCGUUUGCCAGUGUUCACAGACGUUGUUUGGACCGGCUGUCUGCAUAGCGAUUACGAAGACUUUUAAUCCCCAGAGCGUUAAGACCUGAAGAACAUAAGAUGAUUAUGGUUUCCAAUUUCCCCAGCUUACAUGUGAAACUUUAUGUAGUGACUUACAGUUUUGGCAGAUGGAAAUUGUUUAUCACAUUUUUCCUCAUCCAUAUCAGUUGAACUUGUGCCAAAGUAUCGAAAGUAGUACAAAAUCCAUACUUUCUGAAGACAUUCGCGGCUAGUUACAAAUUUCAAGAAGUCUUAUAAAUUGUUCCAAAAUUUUGAAAAGGUUGAUACAUUUUCCGAGUGUUCUAUUGUGAGAUGCUUUCUGAACCAUGCCUUUAAUUUUCUGCAAUUGUUUGCUUUUGGACAUGUUGUAAUUGUUGAAAACUUCAAAUUUGAUUCUUGUUUAAGGAGUUUGAGCAUUUCUAAUCAAGUUACGGGGGUGACAUUUUGUGAGGAUUUUUCCUGAUUUUAGGAUUUUAUUCAUCAGUAUUUUUAUGAUUUCGUGAUUGUUUCAAACAGUCUUUCUUAAAAUCUGGUGUUUUGAAAUGUUGAAUAUAUCGAGGAGGAAUUGUACGCAUAACUUAAUGCAUGUAUAUGUUGGACUUGGUAGAGUUAUGCAGAUAUGUUCAUACUGUGAUCACGACUUUGUAAGUGUUGAGCUGUUAUAUAUUUCAGUCUUUUGACACUUCAGUUGUUAAACUUCCUUGAUUUUGCAUUAUAGCAGGGUGAAAUAAACAGUUUGACUACUGAUGUGCUCAGCACAUUCACAGAUUUAAUUAACAGCACUUUAUUGUCCCAUUAAAAAAAAAAGACAGUAACCACCCCAUGUACAUUGUACAUGACACUAUCAAAGCAUUAAGAAAAAAAAUCAACUACAUUUCAUUUGCCAGCGGGCCCAACAUGUACAUGUGCAUGUAUGCUUUACGUCUGACCAGAGAUUUUCUUGUGUUCCCUUGUGUGCGAAAAGGCAUACAUUCUUACCGAUACAUACAGUACAUGUAUUUUAGUCUGGGAACACUGGCUAAUUUCAUCCUGCUGUAAAGAUGUUGGCACGACAGUUGUGCUUACUAUAAACAGAAAACAAUUCCACUUCAAGGUACAUGUACGUCCAUCAUUUGCAGUUAUUCAAAGAGUACCUGGCAACAUCAUGACUAUGGGGGACUAUGCUCCCCGUGAAAUUAUUCUGUUUGGCGAGCUGUCAUUUGGAAGACCGCAAUGAAGGGCCGUUUUCUAAAGCAGCCUGUUUGGAAACUGGCUGAAUGAGAACGUGUCCCAGAUGCAAAAAUUAGGCACAAUUCAAACAAGACUCUAGAUUUUGAUUUGCAGUCAAAUCGAGAUCCAAGAAUAUUUUUUCUCUUAAGAAUACAAAGCGUACGUACACUAUGCUUGGUCUUCAUCAGGUUAGCGGUGGGGUUAUCCUUCUUUAGAUUCUGAACUCGUUUGUUGCCUGAAAGGAAUAUUAUCAGAUUAUGCACAAAUGACAGACUGCACCUAAAAGCAUGGAGGGUUGCAUCCACCCAGACAAUUCUCCUCUUCUCUUCAUGCAUGGUAAGCCACUGACUUGAGCAAGCAUUUCCUCUGAGGCCAAGCUUGCUUUUCGCCGUGCUUAAAUGCUCAAUGGUCUUUGUGAUACGGACCGAGGUCUCAGAUAGAGCAUAACAUUGGCCAGUAAGCGGCACUAUGAAAUGGGCUAGGCUAAGAUAGCACUUCAAGCAUGGUAUUGUACGUGUGCUGUGACAAGGUGUGUGACAAUGCUGCUGUGAGGACAACACCACGGCAGACGAAAACAUGACGCAGGAACACAGCAAACUCCCCAAGAUCUGCUACAGAAUUUCCAAACAGAAAGGAAUUUAUCGUCCCUCAGACACAAUACAAACCAAGGUAUGUGCAAACUUGUUGGAAUGUACAUGUAUAGAGUUCCUGCAGGACUCUAACUCCGGUUCAAAGUUUGCAAACAUGCAUUUCCAGCAUACAAUUUAUCUUUGUCCAAAUACUCGGUUUCCACCCAAUACCCAACAGCCAAGUGCCCAUCAAUCCAUGCUAUUGCUAUCAACCUCUUCAGACUUGCAUAUCAUAAUGUAUAUGUAUGCAGACCUGCUUACUUAACACUGUUCUAUGAUAAACUACAUGUACGUGUUCAUGUGCCACAGUACACAUGUUCAUGUACUUCUUGGACUUGAACAAAGUUCGAUCAUAUCAAGCAACACAUGUGCCGACCCCCAAAGAUCGAGCGAUACUAAAGAUUGCAUGGCGCCACAGAUUGGCGCAAGAUGGAGAACUCAGCCAAAAAAGUGUUGUCACCAUGGGCGCCAUUUGAGUGUGAACGUUAAUGCACCUGCGCCUGUCUCGUUAACAUAGCGUAUUCACACCCAAAUGGCGUCCCGGCAAUAACAAGGUUUUAUGCGUAUUCACGGUGAAGUUAUCUAUCUUGCGCCGCUAUACAAUCUUAGGGGCUACCUGCCAAAGAAAAAAGUAAAUAAAUGAAUUGGACGGCAGGGAAAUUAAUUUCCAAGGGAGAAAAUAUGCAUACACACAGUAAGCCUCAAACCAAUUCUUUGUAAACUUUGGAGGGUGAGUCCAUGGAAAGGUCCCCUUUUCGUUCCUUAUAUCACAUUGUGUUUUCUAUUGUAACACGCUCAUCGCUAAGACUACCUGUAGUGGUGUGAACAUUCUUGUAGGUAUUUUCCAUCCAGAUGCCCAACAGUAGAAUGAAACCACUGAUAUCCAGGAAUGUCUUUGAGGGUAAAACCUCUGUCGUGUAAAGGGGAACACGUGUUAAGUGUAGCUCAAGUGAAAUCACAAACUUUCUAUAAACCAAAGAAUAUUGUAGUCUACUGAAAUUUAUUCACACAAUAAAAGAAUUUAUAUAUCUGUUUCCAGUGCCUUUUCUUAAUUUUAACCUAACCCAUAUAUAUACAAAAUAAUGUAUACGUAAUUGAAAAUAAAUCAUUUCUAUUUAAGCAUGAUUGCACGUCCUGAAUGUACAGAUGGCAAAAAAAAGAGAAAAAAAA